Molecule: messenger RNA, 933 nt
Organism: Cynara cardunculus var. scolymus (artichoke)
Lineage: Eukaryota; Viridiplantae; Streptophyta; Magnoliopsida; Asterales; Asteraceae
Product: protein FANTASTIC FOUR 1-like
Exons: 1
Coding region: 1-933 (310 amino acids)
Source: RefSeq, a predicted model, not a curated record
AUGGCUUCAUCUUCUGUAAUCGUCUAUCAAGGUCUUCAAUCUUGCCUUGAGCCUGAUCAAGUUACGGAAUCCUUUGUCUUCCAGCAAAAAAACUUACCCAAAUCAUCAUCAGAACACCCACCUCAAGAGUUCAACAAUGGCGGAAGGAAAUGGAGUUUUCUUCAAGCUCUUGAAAACCCAUCAAUGGCGGUCAAGAAUCUUCAAGAUUCCAAUGAGGUUUAUGUUCAUCCAAUGGUGAAACGUUCAGCUUCUGCAUUGAGUACCAAGAGUUUGGAAAUGUGUACGGAGAGUUUGGGAAGUGAAACUGGGAGUGAUGUUAGUGAAAGUGGCGAUGAGUUUUGUUCGCUUUCUAUGGAGGAAAGAGAACGGGUUCGAGCGGUUCGGGUGUCGAAAUGUUACCGGAGUUUCGACCGGAAAGUACACAGAGGUGAGUUUCCGCCGCCGUUGACCUCCAUCAGCGGCAGCGAUGGUACGGUGAAGGUGAGGCAUCACCGGGAAGGUGGUCGGUUGGUCAUAAAAGCUGUUAGUGUUUCUAGCUGUGGUACUAACUUUAAAGCUGAACGUAUAAAUGGGAGAUUGAAGCUUUCGUUGUUAAAGGACUGUUCUGUAAAUAACGAAAGUGAAAGGGUUGAAUAUGAAAAUUACGAAACUGAAAGGAUUAACAAUGAAAAUUAUGAGGAAGGUGGUGAAGUGGAAUCACUAGAGGAUGAAUAUGUUCCUUCUGAUGAUGAUGACGACGUGGCGGUGACAGCGGUGGCAGAGGAGGAGGAGGAGGAGGAAGGGGAGGAGGACGGUGGCGGUGGCGGCUGGCGGUGGAAAGUUGGGCGCCCCACCGGAAAAGGGGAGUUGAAAAGGCUAACAAGGUGUAAGGAAGGUGGCAAUGGGAACAGAGUGUUUGCAAAUUGGCGUUCAUCUUGGGUGGCAAUUUCUUGA